AUGAAUGUCUCAUCUGGUACGCGAACGCCGUUUCUUCUGCUGAGGCUGCUACCGGAGGAUGACAAUACGUUUGCGCCUCCGGCUUUGAGUGCCUACGGAAUAGCACUUUUAAGUGACAAGACAGACCUAGCUUCCAGAUCCUCCUUGUCUGGCGUUUACGGAGAGGAUAUCAAGGAGAACACUGCAUUGAAGAACUCCUUAAAGUCUCGAUUAUCUGUUCAUUUCAAGGACAACGGGGCUGCAAAAGAUUCUGGAAACGCUAGCAGCACCAACAGCCAUAGCUCUAGUAUUUAUAAUAGUGGUAGCCAUAACUCGAGCAGCCAUAACAUCAGCCUCAGCACAAGCAAUCAUACUCUUAGCGGUACUUCCUUCAACUCAUCUUCCAAUUUCAAUGGUGAUGACAACGACGAAUUCGAAGACCAAUCAGGUGAUACCAUUGGGAAACUCGACUUGAUGACAGCAACAACCCCUGGCGGGUCUGAUGCCAGUUCAACGCGACCCUCCUCGACCGGCCUUACCAAUACAAAGCGUUCUCGACUAGCACGAAGGUUCAAGUCCCUUGGGCCUCCAAAAAGGGCUUCUGAAAUGCCUCCAAGUCUGGGUGAUCAGGAUGGCAAUUCCGGCUCCUCUUCUGGUAAGCAAUCUCCAGUGACACCAUCAAAUGAUAAAGAUCCAGCAUUCACGCAAUCUUCUCAAAUCCAAACACCCAUACGACUGUCAAUUAUGUCCCCAGCAGAAAAUGGGGUUGAUAGAAAGAGAACUAUUACGGGUGACUCGAAAUUCUUCAAGAGUCUAGAGAUAAUGAAACAAAAGUCUCCAGGAUUGGAGCCGCUUGCAGAUGUUAAGGCAAAAUCACCAGUCGCUGCUGAAAGGGGACCCACAAAACGUUCCCGAUCGCAAAACUCUUCAGUCUUUCCUGGAGUGCUGAAUUCAUCCUCAGUUUCAGCGUUCGAUCCUUUGCUAUCGCAAGACAAGCCACGCAUUCCCUUACAAACCAUCUCGUCUAAUAUCAUGAACAUAGAGACGGGCCUUUCUACUUUCAGGAAACCAAAAGCUCCUAAGCUUUCAUUUCCUCAUAAUACAUCUAUUAAUGCCGACUCGGCUUCAAAAUAUUCGCAUACUCCGGCAGUGAGCUCGGUGGAGCCACUCAUGUCCACAAGGCUCCUGACAGAAGACCAGAAAACCAAGAAAGUCAUCGUUAUCAAUUCUAGGCGGUACGAAAAACUUGAACUCAUAGGUAGAGGUGGAACUUCUAAGGUCUACAAGGUUCGAUGUAUGGAAACGAAUAAUCAGUUGGCUAUAAAGAAAGUGGCAUUUGACCUGUUUGACGAAUCAUGCGUGAAUGGCUUUAAGGGCGAGAUUGAGUUGUUGACGAAAUUGAAAAACGAGUCGCGGGUGGUCGAGUUGAUCGAUCACGUUGUUAGCGAUGGCUCAAUCUACCUUGUCAUGGAAUGCGGUGAGAUUGACUUAGCACACGUAUUUCUGAACAGAUUAGCCGCUGGGUCAUCUAUCGAUUUGGGUUUUGUUCGUUUCCAUGCCAUCGAGGUGCUAAGGUGUGUUGAGGCUGUGCACCGUGCUGGUAUUGUGCACAGUGACUUGAAGCCAGCCAAUUUUCUAUUUGUGAAGGGGAUUUUAAAAAUCAUUGACUUUGGCAUAGCUAACGCGGUGCCAGAUCACACGGCAAACAUUUAUCGUGAGUCUCAAAUUGGAACGCCAAAUUACAUGGCACCAGAAGCAUUGGUGGAGACCAACCAUUUGAAUUUGGCUCCAGGAUCAGAGAAAAAGAGUACCAAAUGGCGGGUCGGGCGGCCUUCUGACAUAUGGUCUUGCGGUUGCAUCAUUUAUCAAAUGAUUUACGGCCGGCCGCCAUAUGGAUCGUAUUCAGGACAACAAAGGAUUAUGGCUAUCAUGAACCCACAAGUGAAGAUCCAGUAUCCCACGAAGGGUAUUGGAGAAAUUCCUGUUCCUUUGAGCGCAAUAGAGCUCAUGCAAAAGUGCCUAGCCAGAAAUCCUAAUGAUCGGUGGACUGUGGAGGAAUGUUUGAACUCUAAUUUUUUGAAACCCCGGGCAGUGAGUGAAAACUUUGUGAAGGACUUGGUUUAUUCUGCAGUUAAUUUCGGUUUCAAUGCGAGACACACUGGUGAGAUUACGGAUGAGGUUUACGAUAGGCUUGUGGAGACUGUGCUCAAACAGAUUGAAGAUUUGAACUAUGCAUAG
Clavispora lusitaniae ATCC 42720 is the source of this 2217-nucleotide messenger RNA. It is a transcript of the gene MPS1, whose product is annotated as serine/threonine/tyrosine protein kinase. Gene Ontology annotation, cellular component: nucleus; kinetochore. The record is from RefSeq and is a predicted model, not a curated record. Gene Ontology annotation, molecular function: protein serine/threonine kinase activity; ATP binding; protein serine/threonine/tyrosine kinase activity. Gene Ontology annotation, biological process: peptidyl-serine phosphorylation; protein localization to kinetochore; mitotic spindle assembly checkpoint signaling. Lineage: Eukaryota; Fungi; Ascomycota; Pichiomycetes; Serinales; Metschnikowiaceae.